AUGACAAAGCCAGAAGGAGAGAUUCGGGUGAUUGUCGCCGGGCUCGGAAGGACGGGCACGAUGAGCAUGCAGGAGGCAUUGCGAACACUCGGAUAUCAUACUUAUCACAUGGAGGCUUUGCUGCGAGACGGCUCGCAUGCGAAGAAGUGGAGAGAACUUUCUGAACGUAAGGCCUCAGUGAAGGAGGUCUUCGAAAAGAUUGCGAAGGAUGGCUACAACGCAACCAUGGACAAUCCCAUGUGCGAGUAUUUCGCGGAGCAGAUACAGAUGUUUCCUGAUGCGAAAGUUAUCCUCACACUGCACCCUAAGGAAGCAGCUGGUUGGGAAAAGUCUUUCUCAACUCUGAUGGAAUUCGUUCGUGUUCAGAGCAGUCCCUUCUCUCUCUUCUACCCGAACUUUCUCUCGUUCAUUCCAAGAGUUCAGGAUCUCAAUGCAGCUCGCUGCUUGAUGGGACAGAAAACCAUGUGGCUAGAGCCCUGCAAACUCACUUACGAGUACGAUCAGCAUCGUGAGGGCUGGCUGGCCACCCAGUACGAGAAACACAAUGCGAUGGUUCGGACCCUUGUGCCGGAAGAGAAGCUCCUUGAGUUUACAGUGACGGAGGGCUGGGGACCGCUCUGCUCCUUUCUGGACCUGCCGGUGCCGGAUGUCCCUUUCCCAAAGGUGAACGAUUCCGCCUUUAUCGCACGCCUUGGCCUGAUCCUGAAGGUGGUGAUCUACUCGUGGAUCCCCGUCACUGUGCUACUGCUCAUGUGCCUCCGCCGAUGUUGCAGAUCAUCGAAGCCGAAACCGCAAUCACGUGAGAAAUCCGACUAG
This is a messenger RNA of Symbiodinium sp. CCMP2456, 816 nucleotides long. Lineage: Eukaryota; Dinophyceae; Suessiales; Symbiodiniaceae. The record is from the annotation of a GenBank genome assembly.